CCGGUUAGUUUUUAACUUAUUCCGCCGCGAGCACACAAUCACGAUGGCCGUCUUACUAAUAACAGCGUUCGUUACCUUAGCCAUUAUAUUAUUCGCGAUCCACCAAAAAUACACAAAUGGAUACUGCAAGUCGAAGAAACGCCUCGACGGAAAAACGUGUAUUGUGACAGGUGGCACCAGGGGCAUGGGCCUGGAAAUAGCGAGGGAGUUCGCGAGGAGAGGAGCCCGGGUCAUCAUAGCGUGCCCGUUCGAAGAAGAAGGAAUCAACGCUCAGAAACUAAUCACGAACGAAACUGGAAACCAUGAUGUGGUUUUCAAACAUUUGAAUCUGGCAUGCCUGAAGUCUACAAGGAACUUUGCUAGUGAUAUUUUAAAGACAGAAGACAGACUGGACUUGUUGGUGAACAACGCGGGCGCGGGAUCCAAGGACGCACUCACUCGAGAUGGGUUGAACUUCGUGAUGCAGAUCAACUACUACGGACACUUCUUGCUGACGCUCCUCCUGUUCCCGCUUUUGCAAAAGACCGGCACAUCAAGGGACAAAGCGAGAAUUUUGAAUACCACCUCGCUGUUACACUUCAUUGGGAAGUAUGAGCCGAAAAAUAUGAACAGAGUUGGCUACUGGUACAAGGUCCAGUACUACGCUAACAGUAAGCUGUGUUUUGUGUUGUUUUCGAAGGAGUUGGCGAGGAGAAUCGGGGGCUAUAAUGUUGUGGUAAACGCUAUAGAUCCUGGUGUUGUUGGUACCAAGAUUUUCAUGAUGAAUUUCGGGACAUUUAUUGGAUUAUUUAUAGAACAAUUUUUGUCGUUGGCAACCAAAACUCCUUGGCAAGGCUGUCAAACGGCACUGCACGUGGCGCUGGAUGACAAAUUGGGUGACAGCAGCGGUGGAUACUUUAGAAACUGUGAACUGUGCGCACCCAAAGCGGUGUGCUAUGACGAGGACACUGCCAAGAAGUUGUGGGAAGAAUCCGUGCAAUUAGUGAAGUUGGAACCAAGUGAAAUUGAACAGUUGCAUAGAAAGCUGUGAUAAUUUAUAAGUUAUUUUGUCAAGUGGUUUAGAAAAGUUAGAGUGAGUUUGUCAAAACUGUCUAUUUGUCUGUUAAAAUCAAUUUAGCUAUGCUGCAAUUUAGCUUCAAAUAAAUAAAUAAUAUGUAAAAAUAAAUAAAUAUACUGGAUAGUCGACAAUAACGCCUCUAACAGUGACAUUUUAUUUAAUAAUUGUAAAACGAGUAGUACGACUUUGAAUUUUUUAAAUUAAAUGAUUUUUUUGGGGUUCCAUACCUCAAAAGGAAAAAAACGGAACCCUUAUAUGAUCACUUAGUUGUCCUUCCGUAUGUCAAAAUCCCUUUUCUCAGGAAUGCUGCAGGUAUCAAUCUAAAAUGUAUACCAAAUACUCAGGUCUACUGCCCCUUAGGGCUGUGAAAAAAUCAAUCUUCUAAGUCAACG
This is a messenger RNA of Ostrinia furnacalis (Asian corn borer), 1449 nucleotides long. RefSeq names its product retinol dehydrogenase 13-like. The record is from RefSeq and is a predicted model, not a curated record. Lineage: Eukaryota; Metazoa; Arthropoda; Insecta; Lepidoptera; Crambidae. Bases 44 to 1030 code for a protein of 328 amino acids. The transcript has a single exon.